Molecule: messenger RNA, 1689 nt
Organism: Malania oleifera
Lineage: Eukaryota; Viridiplantae; Streptophyta; Magnoliopsida; Santalales; Ximeniaceae
Product: mitochondrial import inner membrane translocase subunit PAM16 like 2-like
Exons: 6
Coding region: 982-1296 (104 amino acids)
Biological process (GO): protein import into mitochondrial matrix
Cellular component (GO): TIM23 mitochondrial import inner membrane translocase complex
Source: RefSeq, a predicted model, not a curated record
CAAAAUCAUAUGAGCAAGAACAACCCCUAGCUAGUUCCGCAAAAGUUGCAGGAACCCUGCGUUUUUUCGGCGAGGAAGAAGAAACGUAGGUGAAGCCUCUGGAGUCUACGUGUGGACCGAGGGCUUUUAGAAAACGUCGCUGCGCAAAACGAAAGCAACCGUAUCUAUUCCGGCUGCUGACCAAACCGCCACCGCCGUGCCCAGCUGCCUGAACUCGUCUCCGUCUUUAUCAUAGGCCGUCACAGAGUACCCUGGUGCUUUCGUGUUGGGGUGUCAAGCUUGAAGGAAUCCAGGCCGUCCAUUCUUUAGAGAUCCAGCGGCUGUUUGUUGACAUUUUUGUUAUGGGGGCAUUGAUGUAAUUUACCUGUAAUUAAUUGUAAAUAGAAAAAAAACAGCCGCGGCGGAGGGGGAGUGGGUUUUAAUUUUUAGCUUGGCAGCUUCAGAACAUUUUUGGAGGGAGACUUCUUGCAGAACCGAGAGCCUUCGCCUGCGGAGAGACCUACAACCCGAGAGAAACGUCGCCAGCCGAGAGAGAUCCUUCAGCCACAGCGCACGAGAGAGGGAGACGGCAGGAGGAGGGUUCGUUGUUGGGAGGGAGAGCAUUUUUGGCUUGGCAGCUUCAGAACAUUUUUGGAGGGAGACUUCUUGCAGAACCGAGAGCCUUCGCCUGCGGAGAGAGACCUGCAACCCGAGAGAACCGUCGCCAGCCGAGAGAGAUCCUUCAGCCGCAGCGCACGAGAGAGGGAGACGGCAGGAGGAGGGUUCGUCGUUGGGGAUCUCUAGCCUCCGGCGGAGGUUCACGCACGGGUUUCUCAAUUCUUAAUUGCUGUAUCUGGUGCCUUCAGCUGAUCAGUUGAAAAAAAAAAAAAACUUGGUCUUAAGGGAUGAAGAUGGUAUGAAGAUUGUCUUGGGCCCUUCUAGACUUGAGAUCAUUUCCAAAUCUUUUUAAAGGCUGCAAAAAUUCUUGCCAACUUGAUUGUGAUGGGUUCCGCAAUACUAGGAAGGGCUUUUAUCCAAGCAUACCGCCAGGCACUUCAAAAUGCCUCAAAAUCGGGGGUUGCUCAGGAAACGGUACAGAACAUAAGAAGAGCAAGCAAAACCAUGGCUGAAGCAGAGGCGAGACAGAUCCUAGGUGUUACAGAACAUACAUCAUGGGAGGAGAUCAUGCAGAAGUAUGAUAACCUGUUUGAGAGUAAUGCUAAGAGUGGGAGCUUUUACCUCCAAUCAAAGGUUCAUAGGGCUAAAGAGUGCUUAGAAGCAGUCCAUCAAAAGAAAGCUGAGUCUACAGAUACGUGACGCUGAGAAGUUGCUGUGGUUUGCGUUCAUCACAAUUUCCAUGUCAUUCGAAGUUGCCUUUACCAGUUCUGCAAGAUAUAUUUGUAUGUUUAGUGGGUUGCUCAAUUUUGUCAUAGGAUUUACGAGAAAGAGAUUGGUUAUAGCUGUCUUCAUUUAUGUAUUUUAUUUAAUGGAGGUAAUUUACGAGAAAGAGAUUGGUUAUAGCUGUCUUCAUUUAUGUAUUUUAUUUAAUGGAGGUAAUCUGCCUCAGAUAUCUGACUUCUGUGAUGAGGAACACAGAAAAUCUUGUCUAAUUUUUCAUAUCAUUUGUAUGCAAAAUUUAAAUUGCAUUUGCAUCUUAUAUUGUAAUUAUAUCACAUCCAUGAUUAUAUGAAUGAAUGUUUGUAGAGAAAA